This is a messenger RNA of Wyeomyia smithii (pitcher-plant mosquito), 3003 nucleotides long. RefSeq lists its product as uncharacterized. The coding region runs from base 1 to 3003 and encodes 1000 amino acids. The transcript is spliced from 2 exons. Lineage: Eukaryota; Metazoa; Arthropoda; Insecta; Diptera; Culicidae. The record is from RefSeq and is a predicted model, not a curated record.
AUGGUCGGCGGUCAUGUAGGAGUAAAUCGUUGUAAUAUAGACGGUUGCCAGUAUCGUCAUCAUCCGCUGUUGCAUUCCAUUCGGCGGACUGCGAUCACUAGUGUACCAGCGGAGAGUCACACUCAUCAGUAUCUCGGUUCGAGUGUAUUGUUUAGCAUAGUACCCGUUACGCUGUACGGGGGAGCUGGUCAGGUGAAUACUUACGCUUUCUUAGACGAAGGGUCCUCGCUAACAUUAAUGGAAAAUGAAAUCGCGAAAGAGCUUGGAGUAAGUGGUACCGUGCAGCCACUGUGCCUUCGGUGGACGGGGAAUACUUCAAGAGUUGAGGAGAAUUCACGGGUUGUCACCGUUUCUAUAAGUGGACUGGGUUCACAGAGACGAUUUCAGAUGUCGAAUGUACGUACGGUACCCAGUUUAAACCUCCCCAGCCAAACUUUCCAAAAGGAAAACGCCUUUGAGCGGUUUGACUAUCUCCGGCAGCUACCAUUACUGAGUUACAAGAACGUUACUCCGAAACUAUUGAUUGGAUUGGAACAUAUUCACUUAGCUGUUCCACUGAAGGUGAGAGAAGGCAAUGGAAACGGGCCUACUGCAGUAAAGACAAGGCUCGGCUGGUGUGUCUAUGGACGGCAACAACCCGGGGGGCCAAGUUUAUGUAAUGUUCACGUUUGUGAGUGUAACCCGGACAGGGAUCUGCACGAUGCUGUGAAACAAUUUUACGAUAUAGAAGAAGUAGGAGCAGGAAAAUUAACUUUGUCUACCAAAGCUGACCAGCGAGCGUUGGACUUGCUUGAGAAGACCACGGUACGCGUUGGGAAACAAUUUGAGACCGGUUUAAUAUGGAAGGAUGAUUAUGUAGAACUACCGGAUAGUUAUUUGAUGGCUCUGCGCAGGUUGGAGUGUUUGGAGAAAAAAUUGACACGGGACCCACAACUUAAAGAAAAUGUUCACCGUCAAAUGCAAGAAUUCGUCGAGAAAGGAUAUAUCCAUAAAGCGGAGAAAGAGGAGCUUGACACAGCCGAUCCCCGUAGAAUCUGGUACCUUCCUAUUGGAGCAGUAACAAAUCCGAAGAAACCGGGAAAAACACGUAUAGUGUGGGAUGCAGCUGCUAAAUGUGAGGGUGUGUCUUUAAAUAGCAUGCUGCUGAAGGGCCCUCACCAGUUGGUGUCCUUAUUGGGAGUUUUAUAUCGCUUCCGGCAGUUCAAGAUUGCGGUGUGUUCAGAUGUUAAGGAGAUGUUCCUGCAAAUAUUGAUGCGACAGAGUGAUAAACAUGCGCAGCGAGUUCUUUGGAGAACCGAUCCAAAGCAAAAACCCGAUAUUUUCCUAGUAGAUGUGGUAACGUUUGGAUCGACCUGUUCGCCAGCGUCAGCCAAAUUUGUUAAAAAUAAAAACGCCAGAGAGCACAGUGAAAAGUACCCCAGGGCAGCCGAAGGGAUACUGAAGAGUACUUAUGUAGAUGACUAUCUAGACAGUUUUGGAUCAGAGAAAGAAGCAUGUCAUGUUGCGCAAGAAGUGCGACAAAUUUUCCGAAAUGGCGGAUUCGAGCUAAGAAACUGGCUCUCGAACAAUAACGGCGCAUUGAAGCACCUUGGGGAGAAACAAGCUGCUAUCAGUAAAAGCCUAGUUAUGACUAGCACGAGUUGUGAGCGCGUACUUGGGAUGCUAUUGAACCCGCUGACAGAUGAACUCUCGUUCAGCACCCGUAUGAGCGACGAAGUUCGAACGCUUUUGGAAAACAACAUUAAGCCAACAAUACGUCAAGAUUUAUGGCGUGAGGGAACCGGAUUGGAUGAGGAGGUUGGUGAAAAUCCGUUCAGAGACUGGUGCAGAUGGAUCAAGAUGAUCGACUUUAUAACGGAUGUUCGAAUUCCUCGCUGUUAUUUUCCUGAUGCAUCGGUACAAACCUACAAUCAGGCUGAACUUCAUGUUUUUGUUGAUGCGAGUUUUCUCGCGUAUGCUUGUGCCUUAUAUCUGCGAACGACUAAUAGCAACGGUACGCCUCAGUGCACGUUAAUCGCGGCAAAGGCAAAAGUCGCACCGCUCAAACCCAUGACGAUACCGAAAUUGGAAAUACAAGGCUGUGUAUUGGGAACCAGAUUGGCGAAAUUCGUCGAGAGCAACCACUCGGUCACUAUUGGCAGGAAAAUUUUGUGGACAGAUAGCUCAGUCGCCCUUUCGUGGAUUCAGGCUGAACCUAGAAACUACAGACAGUUCGUAGCGAAUCGGGUUGGCGAAAUCCAAGAGUCAACAACCGGUGACGAAUGGAGAUGGGUCCCCUCUGAAUCAAACCCUGCCGACGAAGCUACAAAGUGGGGGACUGGACCAUACUUUGGCAAUAGUUUAUGGUACAAUGGACCAGAGUUUUUACGCUGCUCCGAGAAUAAAUGGCCGCGUGCCGCUGAUGACGUUGUUAAUACCACCGAAGAAAUUAGAUCAUCCAUUCUUUUUCAUAAAGCCUGGCAGCCAGUGAUUGAAUACCGUCGUUUUUCCAAAUGGGAGAGGCUUCUGCGGAGUGUCGCCUAUGCGCUCCGAUUUUUGUAUAUUUAUUUAAAAAAGGGGAAAAGACACGGCCAUCUGACGCAGCCGGAACUGGAAGCGGCCGAAAUUGAAAUAUUAAGGCAAGUUCAAAUGGAAUCUUACCCAGAUGAAGUGGCCACUCUGAGAAAAAAUCAAAAGCUACCAAAGGAUAAACAGGAGCCAAUCGAGAAGUCGAGCUUGAUUUAUCAGCUUAGACCGAUGUUAGAUGAACAGGGAAUACUGCGGCAAAAUAGUCGAAUUGCGACAGCAAAGCAUAUAAACCAUAACGUACGCUGUCCGAUAAUUUUACCACGAAAACAUUACUGUACAGGACUACUUGUGGAGAAAUACCAUCGCACCUACCAUCACGCGAACGCGGAAACAGUCGUGAACGAAGUGCGUCAAUUGUUUGUCAUUCCGAAGCUCCGAACGCUGGUAAGAGAAGUUGGACGAAAUUGCCAGUGGUGUAAAGUGCGCCGAGCGUAG